GAGGGAAAAUUCGGUUUUACGGUUGGCGGAAAAAAUUGAUUUUACUAGGAUAAUUUGAUUUACGUUUAUAUAAUAAAAAUUAGUUAAUUUUUUUAUUUGUUUCAUAUAAUUUCUGUUAAGAGAGCAUAAAAUUUUAAAAAAUCUAAUUAAAUCAACAAUAGUUUAAAUAGGUCUAAAUGAAUUUAAAUGGGUACAUGUAAAUUUCACGGAUUUUAAAUAGAUACUCCUAAUAGACCUAUUUUUAAAUGAGUCUAAACGGAUAUGGGUUCUAAAUAGGGUGGGUUCUAAAUGGGAUGAGUCUAAAUAUGGUGGGUUGUACCAUUUUAACAUCUCCACGACUCUCUUUCUCUCAUAAGAAACCGUAAGAGAGAAGGGAGAGAGUCUAUGAUUCCCUUUCUGAUGUUUUAGAGAGAAUGUUAUGGUUUAGAUGUAUGAAAGCAAAGAGGGCAUGUUUCAAUUAGAGAGUGUUUGGUGAUGGAUACAAACGAGUGGUGAAAAUUUGACGUGUGACAUUAUAUUCAUUGCGUGGCUGCAACUCAACCAUUAAAUCUUCUUGGAACCUUUUCCAUGUGUUUUUAUUGAUUUCUACAAAAUAUCGAGUUAAAAAAUGCAAUAGAUAAAGCAAACAAAAUAUAUCUACAAGAAUAUAUUAAACCCCAUUUUGUUUAAAUUAUAAUCAUACAAGACUUUAACUCAUUUUAGAAGAAACGCUAACUUAACAAACUCAUGUUACAUAUAAAUUUGGUAACACCACCCCAGGCUGGUUCAUCCUACAAGUAUUAGAACCUGAAAGACUAAAGUGCACCCGGAGAUAGAUUCUUCUACUGGGACUACUUGUUUUUUUUAUCUCCUUGGAGAUAAUAUUAUCACGCAUGUGUUUCAUGAGCCAGAUGUCUGUUUGAAUCUUUUUGGUUCUUACUCUCUUCUUUUUGUUCGCAUCUAUUGUUGAGGGGAGAGUGUGCACCUUAGGGCAUCAUUAUUGGUGUCUUUUAGGUUGAGGUCCUUAAGACCAUCUCCAACGAUGAGUUUAGGCUGAAGCUCUACAGCAAAAUAAGGAAAAAAAUAAAUCAAAAAUGAUUACGCCGGUCGUGUUUGUUUUCCGUGGUGUGGGAAGGGAGACAUCUUGUAGAUGGAACCGGGGCUGCUAUCAAGGAGAACGCCAUAAAAAUCGCUAUGUCGGAGAUUUUCCUCUCGAGGAAGAUCAAUCACCCAACAUCAUUCGCCGGUCGUGUUUGUCGUUGAACCUAAUGGAAACUCCGGUGAAACUCCGGCGGUGGAAUCGCCGAGUGAUAUCUUCCAACGGUGGUUGGGAGAAGACCUGGAAAGCAGGAGCAACCCCAUGGGACUUGCUGGACCAACUCCGAUCAGUAAACAUCUCGCUUAGACGGGUUCAUAGCCUAAAGGCAGAGCUCUUGUUCCUGGCUGUGGAACGUAUGUUCUUGGACAAGGACACAGCUUUCUUGAAUAUCUUAUGUAGGCCUGGGCGUUCGGGUAUCCGUUGGCAUUCGGGUCAGGUUUUUCGGGUUUUCGGAUUUUCGGGUUUACGCUUCUAGGUCCCAUACUAAAAUUUUAUUAGUACGGGUCGGGUUCGGAUAAUAACACUUCGGGUUCGGUUCAAAAUUGUAUUACAUCAUAAAAUCCAUAAAGUAAUCAUAUAUCGUACGG
Messenger RNA from Brassica napus (rape), 1665 nucleotides. RefSeq lists its product as uncharacterized. NCBI's taxonomy places the organism in Eukaryota, Viridiplantae, Streptophyta, Magnoliopsida, Brassicales, Brassicaceae. The transcript has 3 exons. Bases 1074 to 1553 code for a protein of 159 amino acids. The record is from RefSeq and is a predicted model, not a curated record.